Manacus vitellinus (golden-collared manakin) is the source of this 1001-nucleotide messenger RNA. RefSeq names its product interleukin enhancer-binding factor 3-like. The annotation marks the transcript as partial. Gene Ontology annotation, molecular function: double-stranded RNA binding; single-stranded RNA binding. Gene Ontology annotation, cellular component: precatalytic spliceosome. The record is from RefSeq and is a predicted model, not a curated record. The transcript has 8 exons. Lineage: Eukaryota; Metazoa; Chordata; Aves; Passeriformes; Pipridae.
CUUCCAGCUCCCGCAACGCCGCGGUGCCGCCACGGUCUCCCCGCUGGAAAAGUCCACAUAAACGCCUCUGGAACGCUCGGAGGGACGUCGGGAAGCAAAAAUGCGCCCGAUGCGGAUCUUCGUCAACGACGACCGGCACGUGAUGGCCAAGCACUCGGCCGUGUACCCCACGCAGGAGGAGCUGGAGGCAGUGCAGAACAUGGUUUCCCACACGGAGCGAGCGCUCAAGGCCGUCUCCGACUGGAUCGACGAGCAGGAGAAAGUCAGCGGGGAGCAGCCGGAGUCGGAGUCCAUGGAGACGGCGGCCGAGGAGGAGAACAAGGAAGGAGGGUGAGGAGAACAGGGAAGGAGGGUGAGGAGAAUGAGGAAGGAAAGGAGGGUGAGGAGAACAGGGAAGGAGGGUGAGGAGAACAGGGAAGGAGGGUGCGGAGAACAGGGAAGGAGGCUGGUCCUGCUGUGCAAAGACAAACCCACGGCCAAGCUCCUGGAGAAGGUCGCCGACAACCUGGGGGUGCAGCUGGCGGCGAUCACCGAGGACAAGUACGAGGUCAUCCAGUCGGUGGGCGACGCCGCCAUCGUCAUCAAGAACACGAAGGAGCCCCCGCUGAGCCUCACCAUCCACCUGACGUCGCCCGUGGUCCGGGAGGAGCUGGAGAAGCAGCUGGCCGGAGAAACGCUCUCAGUCACCGACUCCCCGGACGUUCUGGACAGGCAGAAAUGCCUUGCUGCCUUGGCGUCUCUGCGCCACGCCAAGUGGUUCCAGGNCAGGGCCAACGGGCUGAAGUCGUGCGUCAUCGUGAUCCGAGUGCUGCGGGACCUCUGCACCCGCGUCCCCACCUGGGCCCCGCUCCGAGGAUGGUUUCCAAGGCACGGCCCCUUUCCCAGGUUUCUACGGACGAGCGACGUGUCCGCCCUGAAAGGCGCAGAGCGGGUGUUGUGCAGUGCCAGGGCCGGGUACGGGAGCUACGGCUACGGAGGGAAUUCCGCCACCGCCGGCUACA